UUAAAUUUAUCUCCUUCUUCCAAUUUUUCCUUCACUUUUCCACUAUCCAAACAUAAAUCUCCCCCACUCCUCCACGUUCCAAGCCUCACAGUUCUUUCAUUUUUGAACAGCGAGAUUUUAUAUAUUCAACCUCCCGGUUACGAUAAAUAUAUCUUUCGUGCACAUUAAAUACAUUGAAAUAUCCACAAUGGAUCGUGUUGCGUCACACGAGACCACGAAUGGCGGUGUGUUAAUGGGAAAGUUGUGUCAAGAUCAUCAUCAUCAUCGCGAUCCGUUGAACUGGGGAUGGGCUGCGGAGUCUUUAAAGAGGAGCCAUUUAGAGGAAGUAAAGAGAAUGGUGAGCGAGUAUCGCAAGGCGGUAGUUCGACUCGGGGGAGAAAGUCUGACUAUAGGGCAGGUGGCGGCGGUUGCCAGCCGCGACAAGGGAGUGACAGUGGAGCUGAGCGAAGCGGCCAGAGGCGGCGUCGAAGCCAGCAGUGAGUGGGUGAUGGAGAGCAUGGAAAAAGGAAAGGAUAGUUAUGGAGUCACCACUGGUUUCGGUGCAACUUCUCACAGGAGAACGAAGGAAGGAGGAGCUUUACAGAAGGAGCUCAUUAGAUUCUUGAACGCCGGAAUAUUUGGAAAUGGGACAGAAUCAUCCCACACAUUACCGCAUACUGGAACAAGAGCUGCAAUGUUAGUGAGGAUUAACACACUCCUCCAGGGCUAUUCUGGCAUCAGAUUUGAGGUUCUUGAAGCAAUCACUAAAUUUCUUAACCGCAACAUUACUCCUUGCUUGCCUCUACGUGGUACCAUUACUGCCUCUGGUGAUUUAGUCCCCUUUUCCUACCUCGCCGGCCUCUUGAUCGGCCGUCCCAAUUCGAAAGCUGUCGGGCCCUCAGGGGAGUCCCUAAAUGCUACUGAGGCCUUUCAGCUCGCUGGAAUAGAUGGAGGCUUUUUUGAGUUGCAACCGAAAGAGGGUCUCGCAUUGGUUAAUGGAACAGGAGUUGGGUCUGGAUUGGCUUCUAUAGUGCUUUUUGAGGCUAACAUUUUGACCAUUUUAGCGGAAGUUAUGUCUGGGAUUUUUGCGGAAGUUAUGCAAGGAAAGCCGGAGUUUACCGAUCAUUUGACACAUAAAUUGAAGCAUCACCCUGGGCAAAUUGAGGCUGCGGCCAUAAUGGAACAUAUUUUGGAUGGCAGUGCUUAUGUUAAAGAAGCAAAAAGGUUACAUGAAAUGGACCCUCUGCAAAAGCCCAAGCAAGAUCGAUACGCUCUUCGUACUUCGCCACAAUGGUUAGGUCCUCUAAUUGAAGUGAUUCGAUCAUCGACUAAAUCUAUUGAGAGGGAGAUUAACUCUGUAAAUGAUAAUCCAUUGAUUGAUGUUGCAAGGAACAAGGCUUUACAUGGUGGCAAUUUUCAGGGUACCCCAGUUGGAGUAUCUAUGGAUAACACAAGAUUAGCAAUAGCCUCAAUUGGAAAACUUAUGUUUGCGCAAUUCUCAGAACUAGUUAAUGAUUUCUACAAUAAUGGCUUGCCUUCAGAUCUCUCAGGUGGCAGAAAUCCAAGUUUGGAUUAUGGAUUCAAAGGUUCUGAAAUAGCAAUGGCUGCCUAUUGUUCAGAGCUCCAAUUUCUAGCCAAUCCCGUGACAAAUCACGUGCAAAGUGCAGAGCAACACAACCAAGAUGUCAACUCUUUGGGCCUAAUCUCUGCAAGAAAAACAGCUGAAGCAGUGGAUAUAUUAAAGCUCAUGUCUUCCACUUACUUAAUUGCACUUUGUCAGGCUAUAGAUUUAAGGCAUUUGGAGGAGAACUUGAAGAACACGGUUAAGAACACAGUUAGCCAAGUGGCUAAAAAGGUGCUAACCAUGGGGGUCAAUGGGGAGCUCCAUCAAUCAAGAUUCUGCGAGAAAGACUUGCUUAAAGUGGCUGAUCGGGAGUAUGUAUUCGCUUACAUUGAUGAUCCAUGUAGCCUAAAAUACCCACUGAUGCAAAAACUAAGGCAUGUCCUUGUUGAGCAUGCAUUGAAGAACAAUGAAGAUUUGAAGAAUGAAAAUGCUUCGAUCUUCUUGAAGAUAAGCAGUUUCGAGGAGGAACUGAAGACCGUUUUGCCAAAAGAAGUUGAGAGUGCAAGAGAAGGUUUGGAGAGUGGAAAUCCGGCCAUUUUCAACAGGAUUAAGGAGUGCAGGUCUUAUCCAUUGUAUAAGUUUGUGAGGGAAGAGUUGGGAACUAACUUUUUGACAGGAGAGAAGGUUACUUCACCAGGUGAGGAAUGUGAUAAGGUUUUUACAGCUAUCUGUGAGGGCAAAAUUAUUGAUCCACUCUUUCAAUGUCUUAAAGAUUGGGAUGGAACUCCUCUUCCCAUUUGUUAAUGGCUUUAGCUAGAGGAACAGAGACGUCGAUAAUGCCUCUGCCGAAACGCAAAGCUGUUGUGUGCAUCUAUUUCUUUAUUGUCGUUAUGAUUCUUCUUUAUUUUUCCUCAAGUUUAUAUUCUGCUGAAUAUGUACAAACGGAACUAAUAAAGACUCCGUUAAUCAA
This is a messenger RNA of Mangifera indica (mango), 2513 nucleotides long. Its product is annotated as phenylalanine ammonia-lyase-like. Gene Ontology annotation, cellular component: cytoplasm. Gene Ontology annotation, molecular function: phenylalanine ammonia-lyase activity. The transcript has 2 exons. Bases 188 to 2347 code for a protein of 719 amino acids. Gene Ontology annotation, biological process: L-phenylalanine catabolic process. The record is from RefSeq and is a predicted model, not a curated record. NCBI's taxonomy places the organism in Eukaryota, Viridiplantae, Streptophyta, Magnoliopsida, Sapindales, Anacardiaceae.